Messenger RNA from Silurus meridionalis, 4493 nucleotides. RefSeq names its product cartilage intermediate layer protein, nucleotide pyrophosphohydrolase. Bases 159 to 3620 code for a protein of 1153 amino acids. The record is from RefSeq and is a predicted model, not a curated record. The transcript is spliced from 8 exons. Lineage: Eukaryota; Metazoa; Chordata; Actinopteri; Siluriformes; Siluridae.
CUCAUUUCUGCUCUUCUCACAUUUCAAAUCAAUUAAAGCAGUCUUCACUUCUGUAGACAAGAUUUUGACCUGGGAGUCCUGUGUCAGGUUUAUAUUUAGUGUGAAAAAAAGAAAAGGUCAUCACCAGAGGUGAAAGGCCACCAGAGAAAAGACUCAAGAUGGCGUACAAGCUAGCCGGAGUCUUUCUUCUUCUCCUCUUCGGAAUUUCUGUCACCUUCACUCAAGAUGACCACGAGUGGACCACUUGGUUCAAUGUCGAUCACCCGGGAGGGAAGGGGGAUUAUGAGCAACUGGAUGCGAUUCGUUUCUAUUACAACGCUCGAGUGUGUGAUUCCCCACUGGCGCUGGAAGCCCGCACGACAGACUGGAUCCCAGCUCACAAAACACAAGAGAAAGUGCAUACAGAACCCACCGUUGGCUUCUGGUGCGUCAAUUCAGAACAGCCUGAAGGAAAGAACUGCUCUAAUUAUGCAGUUCGUUUCCUUUGCCCAAGAGAAACAAAGCUGGAAACUGAAGGAGUAUGGGGUCAGUGGUCAGACUGGACCCCUUGUCCUGCCCAAUGUGGCCAGGUCGCAACCCAGAUACGUUCCAGAACCUGCACAACCCAAUCCAGGCAGUGCAGUGGUGUGAAGCUGGAAAGCAGGCACUGCAAAGGACCUACGUGUCCAGGUUGUAGUCUGCAGUGUGUAAUGGGCAGGGUGAACACAGACUGCAAUGCAUGCAUGUGUAAGAACCAUAUAGUGCUUGGGUCAGUUCGUAGAGCUGGAAGUCUUCAAGCUCCUGGAGCAGCCAUUCUCCUUGCAGGGACAAGCCCCAAACUUCUCACACUAUCUGACCACAAUGGACACUUCCGCAUACCUGGGAUUUGCCCAGAUGGAAACACUACACUGCUGAUUAAGCUGCAGGGUCACAUGCCCCAUCAAAUUGUUAUGCCACUUACCUCUGAGCCCACAACUGUUCUUCAUGUGAUGCUGGAGAGAGCAAAAAAUCUAUAUGUGCAAAAGAACCCCGAGUCAAAAGCAAGGAGAAUGGGUCAGACUGCUGCCUUCUGCUGCAAGGUUACUGGUUCACCUGAACCUGAUGAGUAUCAGUGGUUUCACAAUGGAACUUUGCUCGAGAAGAGUGUAUAUCACUAUGGCGAUACACUGGUUCUGAGGAACCUAAGAAUGGAUCAGGCAGGAGAGUACUACUGCAGAGCCAGCAGUGAGAAUGGUGCUAUUAAAUCCAAGCCAGCCACACUCUCAAUCAUAGGUCAAACUGAGCCUUCGUGCAACCCGAAGCCUGAACCCCACAUGAUCCUUCUACCACAUGACUGCUUCCAGAACCAGACAAACUCAUUGUACUAUGAUGUAGGAAGAUGCCCCAUUGAAACAUGCACUGGCCAGCUGGACAACGGUAUUCGGUGCAAAGACUCCACAUCGUUUUGCUGUGGGGUGUCCAAAAUGGAAAAGAGACCGAUAACAUGCCAAGGCUACCAGCUGCCCAUGAUGGUGGUCACAGAGUGUGGCUGCAAAAAAUGUGUAGAAACAAAGACAAUAGUCCGUGGACGUGCUUUUGCAUCGGAUACAGGAGAGCCCUUGAGGUUUGGACAUAUUUACAUGGAUGGCGCAAGGAUUAGCAGAACAGGAUACAAGGGCACUUUCUCCAUACAAGUUCCCACAGAUACUGAAAGGCUUGUUCUUACUUUUGUAGACAGCAUGCAAAAGUUUGUGAACACUACUAAAGUACUUGUGUUCAAUAACAAAGGUGGAGCUGUGUACCACGAGAUCAAACUGCUGAGGAAAAAGCCUCCUGUUAUCUUAAGCUCAACCGACACCAACAAUCUACAGCUUGGAGAAGUACAAGGAGAGGAACCUAUGGUUGAGAUUGAAAUUCCACCAAACUCUUUCUACAAGCAGAAUGGCGAAGUAUUCGUAGGUAAUGUGAAAGCCAGCGUCACCUUCAUGGACCCAAGAGAUGUAUCCACAGCAGAGGCCGCUCAAAGUGAUCUCAACUUUAUAAGCACUGAAGGUGAUACCCUCCCCUUGAGAACCUAUGGUAUGUUCUCAGUUGACUUCAGGAAUGAAAUAGAUGGUGAGUCACUAAAUGCUGGUAAAGUAAAUGUUCGUCUCGAUGCAGCCCAAGUAAAGAUGCCGGAACAUCUAAAUACAAUGAAAUUGUGGUCCCUCAACCCAGACACUGGUCUUUGGGAAGAGGAAGGACAGCUUCUUAUGGAGAAAAAGCAACGACAAAAACGAGAAGAAAGGACUUUUCUCAUAGGAAACAUGGAAAUCCGGGAAAGAAGGUUGUUUAACUUAGACGUGCCUGAAAACAGAAGAUGCUACGUCAAAGUCAGAGCGUUCCGUAGUGAAAGAUUUAUGCCAAGUGAGCAAGUUGAGGGUGUUGUGGUAAGUCUGAUAAAUAUGGAGCCUACAGCUGGUUUUUCCAGCAACCCUCGUGCAUGGGGUAGGUUUGAUAGUGUCAUCACUGGUACCAAUGGUGCAUGUCUGCCUGCCUUCUGCGAUGACAAAAAAGCAGAUGCUUAUUCUGCUUAUGUCAUGGCAAACCUUGGAGGAGAAGAACUUGAUGCAGUAGCAUCAGCACCAAAAUUAAAUCCCAACAGCAUUGGUGUCCCUCAACCCAUUUUGAGCAAGCUGAACUACAGAAGAACAGAUCACGAUGAUCCUAGAAUCAAGAAGACGGCAUUUAGUAUCAACGUAGCGAAACCUAGCCCAAACACAGCCGAAGAAGCAAAUGGUCCAAUUUAUCCAUUUGAAAAACUAAAGGAGUGUGAAGAAGCUCCAUUUAAUGCACCUCACUUCCGCUUUUCGAGAGUCGAAGGAGAUCGAUAUGACUACAACACGGUUCCUUUCAACGAGGAUGAUCCGAUGAGUUGGACUGAAGACUACCUGAGCUGGUGGCCGAAGCCGACAGAAUACAGAGCUUGUUAUAUUAAAGUAAAAAUCAACAGCCUGCAUGAAACCAAUGUCCGUUCUCGCAACAUGGGAGGCACCCAUCCAAGAACAGUGGGCCAACUAUAUGGACUUCGCGACACCCGUAGUAUCCGAGACCGGGAUCAGACCAGUGUCUCAGCAGUCUGUUUGGAGUUCAAAUGCAGUGGCAUGCUCUACGACCAAGACAGAGUAGAUCGAACCCUAGUGAAGGUGAUCCCGCAGGGUAGUUGCAAGCGAGACAGUGUCAACAGCAUGCUUCAAGAAUACCUGGUCAACCAUCUACCACUGGCUGUCAACAAUGACACCAAUGAGUUCACUAUGCUUGCACCACUAGACCCUUUGGGCCAUAAUUAUGGCAUCUACACAGUUACUGAUCAAGAUCCUCGCACAGCGAAGGAAAUAGCACUUGGACGGUGUUUCGAGGGUACAUCGGACGGGGCAUCACGAGUAAUGAAAAGUAAUGAAGGUGUGGCAUUAAUCUUUUCUUGCGGUGACAAAGAGGUCACCAGGCAAAGCGUUUUCCAGCAGCUCCAGAAUGCUCCAGGCCGGGUCACGGCAGGGUCUGCCCGUACAGGGAGAGGCAGUCGAAGGCAGCGAGGAGACUCCUCAGCCGCACUCCGCAACAGCCGGAGAAGAAGUACCCGCAAUCCCAACGGGCGCUCCCUGACUCCACGCCAAAGUUCAUAAUGCGAUUUAGCAAUUUACUUCCAGGAAAAUGCUCAACAUUACCUGAUGUGAGCAACUUUUAAGCUAGGUAGUGAAGGAAACAAUUGUUUUCAAGCAAAUACAUACAUUUUAUAAGGUAUACUAGGAAACUACAUUUAUGGGUUAGAGUACUGGUUACCAGCUCUGGUCCUGGAUCACCUUUUCUUGUGAGUUUAAGGUUUUGUAUGAUGGAACAGCGAAAACACACCCAAGGUCAAACAACCCCAACUAAUAUCCAUACUAUUAAAUUGUUUGAUCAUGAGAUGCAAAACAAAUGAGCAGGCCCAUGGUCAUGUUAGAAAUAACUACUUCCAAUGAUACUGUUGGCCAAGAUAAUUAAUGACUGCCCCCUCCACAUGACACUUUUGGUUAUAUGGGCAGUUAUCAUUUUUAUGUCUAUACUUAAGUCAUUUAAUUAUCUGUACUGUGAUAGUUACUACUUGAAACUGUAAAUAAUGGGAUAUUUAUUUCAUACAUAAUUAUUAGCAGAACUUGAUGUUUAAGGUCUAUGUAUUUGAAUCAUACAAGUUUUCCAAAAAAUUCCUUUGACCGAUCAAUUUUAUUAAAUUAGACCUUUAAAAAAACAAACAAAAAAAAAAAACUGCUGGAAUCAUUCAUUAUUGACCAUUUUUGUGAAGCAUGGUUUUUUUUUUGCAAAUAGUUAGAGGUGUGCAACACCGUCCCCCUCCCCACCCCCCAAAAAAAGAAAAACUUCAAAUAUUGAUUGGGAGCAAACAUUUUUAUCGGAUCUUCCUUGUCCCUGAUACAAGCCUGCAGAAGCUACAAGGAAAAGACUAAGCCCCACACUCCUGCACUAGUCAUUUCAAUCUACCAGCAUUAGAAACAAAGUAAACA